AGUUUGUAUAAGCUUUGUAACAAACGGACCAGGCUGUCGACUACUAUGACUGUACUCUGUCUUGACAAUGCAUGUACCCAGACGAUUCACUCACUGUUGUUUAUUCUCUUCAGGAUGCUUUAUAUAAGCUUUGUAACAAACAGACCAGGCUAUAGACUACUAUGACUGUACUCUGUCUUAACAAUGCAUGUACCCAGACGAUUCACUCACCGUUGUUUAUUCUCUUUAGGAUGCUUUUCUGGGCCUUGGCUAAUAUUUCGUGGGUUUUGUUUAACAAAAUACCAGGAAAACCAUUGAAUGACAAAUUUCUAUCUCCAAAUAUUACGUGUGACUAGAAUUUAUUAACACAUUUUUGUGCAAAGAAAAUAAUGCUCAGUGUUAAAGAUAUACAAAACAUUAUAAUUAAGCUAUCUUUUGGAAUGUAGAAUGUUCUAUAUCGAAGCAUUCAUGAUUCAAAGAUAUCGGCUUGCUAUGUAUCUGUACCGUCUAAUUCGAUUGUUGUUACUGCACUGUUAAGUCGAGCGUAUCAGCUGUGUACACACUGCAACAGUUUUCACUCUUCGAUUUGUAUCGUCAAGUGUCGGCGACUAAGAUCAGAUCAUCUCAAAGGACAAUACGAAUGGAUGAAACUCGAGGAUGUCUAUAGAUCUACAGUUUCCUAGCAGUUACAAGAGUUCUUUGUGGACAAUAGAAAAGUGCGUCAAUGUACAAGAUACAUUUCAGACAUUUAAACUAAAGCUGUUUUUAAACACCUUUCAGACAUUUAAAUCAACGUUGUUUUUUAAAAAGUGUAUGAGAAGCACUAUAGAAAUUGUUAAAUAAAGUGCGUUUUCCUGGAACCUUUUUUUUUCUUUGAGAUUGUGGUUGAACUAAGGACUAUCAUGCCAUCAGAAAGGACUUCCUUGAAUCCUGAAAACAAAUUACUGGACAGGACGGUGGACAGAAGGUCUGACCUCAGCAUGGUUACGUCUCCGUACCUUUUAUCUCGGUUUUUGUUGCAGGCGACCAACAAACCUAAAAGAAACCAUCCAACCACACUGGCCAUUCAAAUGCAGAAGUCUAUAUCGAUAUCCAACGUUCAGUGCGAAUCUCCAAACGCGUACGAUCCCAACGGCCCGUCGCUUUGGGUCAAUGGCUUCGAUACUAUGUCCACCAGUGAUCAUUCCGAUACCACCCCAGAUAGGACUGAUGAAUUCUUGGUAUCUGAACUUUCCACACAGGAAGAGCGCGUGUCGCUUCCGUGCAGAUACAGAGAACGUUUAAUGGAACUAUCUAAAGACAGCUUGCCGUUUCACUGUAACUUCAAUGGAAACGAGCACGAAAGAACUUCACGGGAAGAAGAUCUAACUACAGCUCUAAGAUGGAUACGACAAGAAAUAUUGGAGAUGAAAGAACAAGACAAAUCUCUCCAAAAACAGUUCAUUGAACUAAGGACAAGUAUUUUACAACUUAGGUGCCUGUAUGAAAUGCAAGGUUCUUACUCAGACGUCAGUAGCUUAGAGGGCAGCACUUACUCUCUGAAUGAACCAAUCAAGUCACCAAAAGUCAAACGCUUACUUCUAGAAGGGGAUAACUGUCUAAACCAACUUUCCAUAUCGCUGCCAAGUUCUCCAAUGGUGGAACGAUUUAAAUGGAGAAAUGAUGAAUACAUCUAAUCAAUACAAAAAUUAUAAAUGACUGCCAAUUUUGGAUUUACAAAUUCAAAACCAAGUUUGACAAUGUAGGCCACUCCUAAAUCUCUUGAGGACUAUAGAAAGAGACAACUGUGAUUUACAUACAAGUGUGCUUGUUGCUAUAACACAUUGUAUGUGGUUUCAUCUAUGUUGAUUUUGAUAUGAAAUAUUGUCAAUUAACAUAUCUUAUGCCUUAUUUCAUUAAAAAUGUUAAGAUUUAUGUACAAUAUUUAUCACUUAUUUAUGUUUGCUGCCAUUUAUUCAAACAUUAAAAUUUUGCAAUGCUUCAAAGUAAAUUUAGUAU
Biomphalaria glabrata is the source of this 1977-nucleotide messenger RNA. RefSeq lists its product as uncharacterized. The record is from RefSeq and is a predicted model, not a curated record. NCBI's taxonomy places the organism in Eukaryota, Metazoa, Mollusca, Gastropoda, Planorbidae. Bases 882 to 1655 code for a protein of 257 amino acids. The transcript has 4 exons.